Diatraea saccharalis (sugarcane borer) is the source of this 7542-nucleotide messenger RNA. NCBI's taxonomy places the organism in Eukaryota, Metazoa, Arthropoda, Insecta, Lepidoptera, Crambidae. The record is from the annotation of a GenBank genome assembly.
CGAAAUGGAUGCACGGAAGAUCGAGUGGAGUCGGCGUCGUACGCUUCGUUCAGUCACGCACGUCAGAUCUGAGUCGGGCAAGCUCAGUUGAGUAGUUAUCUCGAUAGCCGACGAACCGUACGCACGGCGCACACGUGCCAUUUGUGCUCAUCCCUUCUCCACAUCGAUACCGAGCGUGGCUGCCGCUCGCUCGUCGUCCCAUCCAUAGAAACCCUGCCAACUCAGGUUGUCGUCGGUGCAGUAUCCAUCGGCACCUGACCCUACCAAAUACCUACCCAUAUUAAAAUACGAAAAUAAACACUGCACCCAAAGCAGACACGUGUGCGCUUACAACCAACCGGCCGGUCAUCAAGUAAUAGUAACAUUUUUGUCAACGGUUCGUUACAAAAAGGAAAUUAAUCAUUUGAAUUUAAGUAGUGUUUUUAAAUUAACAUUCCGUACAGUUAUACAUUACCGUGAUAGAAAAAAAGUGUUGUGUAUUAUUAAAUUAAAAAAGUGAAAUGUCUAAUUCAAUGGAGCAGCAGUUUAGCGAACUCAAUCUCUCACAAGAGGACCAUGAUCAAAUAUUUGAACAAGAAGAUCAUCAAGAUCCGAGCCGUUCAUCAAGAGUACUCAUCAGUGGGCUCCCCCCGCAUGUCCGCUUCGACAACAUCGAGCCGCUGCUGUUACAGUACGGCAACGUGCAGCAGUGCGAAAAAGCCAACUCGCGCGAUGCCAACACCCAAGCGGUGUAUAUCACGUUCGAGACUCCGGAGCAGGCGCAGCUGGCUAUAAACGGCUUGAAUGGCUGUGAGCUAGAGGGUAGUCGCAUGAAGGUGGAGGCAACGGAGCAGAAUGCACGCGGAGGGAGACGCGGGCGACCCGGCGGCGGCCGUGGCGGUGGCGGAGCGGCUGGUGGCGGCUCGCGUCCCACCGACUUUCCGUUGCGGCUGCUUGUGCAGAGUGACAUGGUCGGCGCGAUCAUCGGCCGUCAGGGCAGCACCAUCCGUCUCAUCACGCAGCAAAGUCGGGCCCGUGUCGAUGUACACCGCAAGGACAACGUCGGAUCUCUAGAAAAGGCCAUAACUAUUUACGGAAACCCAGAAAACUGCACCAACGCCUGCAAGAGGAUACUUGAAGUAAUGCAACAGGAAGCCAACAAUACCAAUAAAGGAGAUAUAUCUCUUCAAAUCUUGGCGCACAACAAUUUGAUUGGGCGUAUCAUCGGUAAAGGAGGCAACACUAUCAAAAGGAUCAUGCAAGAGACUGAUACUAAAAUUACAGUAUCCUCUAUCAAUGAUAUCAAUAGUUUCAAUUUGGAACGAAUUAUUACUGUCAAAGGCACUAUUGAAAACAUGGCUAAAGCCGAAUCACAGAUUUCGGCAAAGCUCCGUCAGAGUUAUGAGAACGAUUUACAGGUAGAGGUUUUGGCGCCACAAAGCAUAAUGUUCCCGGGACUGCACCCCAUGGCAAUGAUGUCGACAGGGCGUAGUUUCUGCGGUGCUCCACCGCCAUUCCAACCUCCACCGAUCUAUGCGCCACUGGCUGGCCAAGGAGGCGCACAACAGGGAGCUGGCGAUAGUCAGGAGACUACUUACUUAUACAUACCGAACAAUGCAGUGGGUGCCAUAAUAGGUACCAAAGGCUCUCACAUUCGAAACAUAAUCCGAUUCAGCAGAGCCUCUGUGAAAAUAGCACCGCUUGAGCAAGAUAAGCAGGGGGAGAAUCAGAAUGCGCAACAGGAGCGCAAAGUCACAAUUGUCGGCAGUCCCGAGGCACAGUGGAAGGCCCAGUUUUUGAUUUUCGAAAAGAUGCGAGAGGAAGGCUUCAUGUCUGGCUCAGAUGACGUGCGUUUGACCGUGGAGAUAGUCGUGGCGUCGUCCCAGGUGGGGCGUAUUAUCGGCAAGGGCGGCCAGAAUGUGAGGGAGUUGCAACGUAUGACGGGCUCGUUGAUCAAGCUGCCUGAACAGCCGCAGCAGCCGGGCGCCCCGCAGCAGGAUCACGACACGACGGUGCACAUCGUCGGACCGUUCUACAGCGUCCAGUCUGCGCAACGACGUAUCCGCGCGAUGGUGGCGCAAGCGAGUGCGCCGGGUCGUCGUCGUGCCGCUCAGCCGCCGCCAGCCCAGCAGUAAAUGGCCUCCGCUCCCAACAAAGCAACCCCCCACCCACCACUUACCAUAUAUACCACCACAACCACCAUAUCCCCGGACUACCCGCCACGCGUCAUUCGCACCGCGUCACCGACCGGAGCGUAGCUCCUCUGACACAAGACCGCUUUUAAUUAUUGAGCAGUGCGCAGGCAGGUUGUUGUGUUGACAACACUUGUCCAAAAUGUUGUUGUUGACAUAAUUAUUAUUAUUAUUGUAGUGAAUUAUAAUUAAUUACUAUUGAUGAAUCCAUAUUUUAUCCCGGUAUUAUCUAUGUUGAUAAUUAAUAUUUGAAUAUGAUAUAUAUAUUAUAUGCAUAUAUAUUAUUCAUAUACACUAUUAUUUAACGAUAGUGUCAGUUAUAAGAACUUAGUACCGUAAUAUAUUUGAUUGUUAUAUUGUUUUCAUACCAUGUUACUCUGAUACAUUUUAAAGUUAUAAAUGCAAUAGAUAAUGAUUAUGUUCUCUAUACAUAUACACAUGUUAAUAACAAUAGCUAUAAUAAUUAGUACCACAUCAUAAUUAUAAUAACGAGAGGAACGUAUUUUUUGUUAUAAAUAUAAUAGAUUAAUCUGUUGAAAUCACUACAGUGUAAAGUUAUAUAUUAUUUGAAAGGGUGUGUGUGGGAUGAUAUAAUAGGAACGGAUAAUGUACACGACAUCGUUUUACCGAGGAGGCUCAAUAGACGAACGGAUGCUUUGCGACUAUAUUGUAGGGAUAUUAAUAUAAACGAUACAUGGAAUUUCUGCAUGCAUGCUGAUGAGAACGUGUUGUACAAUGAUGGGUUUAAUAGAUUGGACGUGUGAGUUGGGUGUUAAGUAACUAAUCCAAAGAGUGUACGCCGAUCCGGUGUAGAAUCGGCACGGCGUUGUGUCGAGCCUUGACUAGACUAGCGGGCGUCGUGCGGCCCAAGAGCGUCGCCGACACCGCAUCCACAUAAUGGAAGUGAUGAAUCCACCUUGAGUGGAUAUAAAAUAUUUUUGAUAUACAUACUAGUAAUUGUUGGAGAGUAAGAGGUAAACUUAUGAGUUUUAAUUUGUAAGUGACAUUUGUUGAUCGUUUUCUUUGUAAUUUUGUCUUUGUUAGCUGUAUGAUGUUUUCUUGUAUUGAAACUGUAAUGAAAGAUUUUGAAAAUUAAGACGAGAUACCGUAGCGUAUGAAACGUGGAAGUGUAGCGUAUUAUUUGGUUCUUUCGUGAUGUGUUUAAUUCAAAUGUACGAUUUGCGUUAUGUGCCAAGUGAGAUAUUUAAUAUUGAGAGAUUAAGAUUAAGUGAAAAUAUCAAAAUUAAUGAAAUACUUAGAUAUUUAUAUUUAUAAUUGUGAUAAUAAUAUAUGGAAGUUUUGGCAAAAAUGUCUUAAGAAUGUUCUACAUUCUUGUUCCCAAUUUCUCAAAUUUUAGGUUAGGUUAAAUCUUAGUUGUAAAGGCGAUAAAGGCUGUUUGAUUGGUGUAAAAAAAAUACAAAUUCUCUUGGCUCAUUCGCCUUUCAACAAAACUAAUGGCCCCCGAAUCUUUCGCCUUCUUACUUCAGCCUCACAAAAAUUUGGCUUUAUGAUUCCCAAAUGCAUAAAAUAAUUUUCAUUUCAUCAAUCAAUCUAUCGAUACUUCCGAUUAAUUCACAUCACUAUGUACUUGGUGCUGCAUGUUUAGGGUUGUACACAUGAAUGAUUCUCGUCGACAACACUAGUCAUGAUAAGUAUUCCUCUUUUUUAGAAUUUAUAAAUUAUGUGAAUCCCAUUCUGCGUUUGAUCGCCCAUUCAUAAGAAAAAUGUAUAUUGCUUCCACAUAUUAUUGAAUUUAAAAUAUGUAAUCAAUCUCUCUGAAAAGUUUCAUAAAAUUGUAAUCAGAAAAUAAAAUGACAAAAUCGACACUAAUUUAUUAGUACACUAUAUUUGACACGGGAAUGGUAUAGAAUCGAAAUAGUUUAUUGAUGUUUUAAAUAUUGAAUCAUAAUUAUAUAGUUUGAUUUUAUUGUUAGCAGUUGUAUUUAAACUAUUGCAUAGACAUUGUUUAAAUAGAUAUAUGUAUUCAAUAAAACUCUUAAUUUUAAUAAAUCCUCAACAGUAUUACAUACAUUUAAAGGUUUUAAAUUUGAUUUGUCAAAUAUUAGUAUUUCAAUUGUUGUUCCAUAUAAAUUAUUUAGUAUAUUUUCUUAUAAAUAAUAACAUAAUAGACUACAGUUCGCAGUACCUAAGUUGAACUAUCGGAUCGAGGUUCGGGGAAGAGCUGCAGCGUUAACUCUAGGUUCAUGGUUAUACUAAGACGGGAAAAUGCCAUUUUGGUUCAACUUGGGUGCCGCGCGUUAUACUACAGAUUACACUUGGUUUGUUGACCACGUCCGUCGGGUAAAUGCCCCACCCGUUACACCUGUAUCGGUUGGCACGCAAAAUGACGCGAACAAGGUUCCUAUGUCUAUACCUACCUCGCUGUUAUCUAUUGUACUAGUUAAUUUAAUUAACAUUUUGUUACUAAAUUUUUAUUUAUCGGUUUAACAUAUCGAUAAUAACAAGAAAUCCUUGUAUUUAUUUACGUGUUGCAGUUUUCUCACACGCUACGGAAAGUAUUGUAUUUAGCUUCCGUUUAAAAUGUAUUCUACAGAUAAUAUGACAUAUUUAGUGUAAGGGUUCACUCUACUGAAGUUAUAUCGAUUAGAACUUAACAGACGCAUUGCGUUAAUUACAUACAAUUGAUCAAUGAGCAUGAUGCUAUGACACUUUUAAAUGUAUAAGUGUACAUUAAGAAUCUUGCAUUAUUAGGAUAUGUACAAUCGCUAAUCUAAAAAUUAGAUUACAGUAGCUCCAUUUUUAGUAGUGCAACAACAUAUGCAGUCUUUAAAAAUGAGAUCAGGGGACCUAGUGUAAGGUUGUUAUAUGUUACUGUUGAAUUUGACUAUAAUAUUUCUAACGCCAAAAUAAUACCAAAUGCGCAUCUAAUGUGAUCCUAGUGCUCUUGGAAAUUUCAAUUUGAUGCCCAUUUAGUCAUUUUCGAUGCAUAUUUAGUAUUGUUCGUGGUUAGGUUAGGUAAGUAUGGUGUUAUUAAAUACAUCCCUUUAUAAAUUAAGAAGUAUUAUGGUAGUAAGGACAAUUUGUUUUCACUAUAAUAACUAAUUGCGCUAGAGCCUCGUGACCUCCGAUUGUGUUAAUGCGUUUUAUCACGGAUGCAAAUACAGACGCUCGAGUGCUGUGAAAAUAAAAAAUACUUUCAUUGCAGGUAGCGAACAAUGUUUUCUUUGUUCAUUUAUUGCUUACAGUAAAAUGUUUCUUAGACUUGUGAAUGCAGUGCGUAGUCAACGCCUUUAUUCUUUGGAGAAACUGUUAAUGAGCAACAUUGACAAUAGCAGUGAUGUCACUAAUAACUGCAACAUAAUUGCAUUGACCAACAAAAAUGAUAGUGAAAUAUUUGGUUAUAACCAACUUUUGGCGUGAAUUUGGAAGUUUUAUCACACGAGAUCAGAGUGCAUUGCAACAGGACCAACCAGUACGAUAUAGAUAAUGUGAAUGCUGCAAUGACCUAACUUGCUGUCUCUUACCACAGUUAUUGUAACCUCUGUAAUCAUAGUUAAUUGAUUCUAAAUAUGCGAUAGCAUUUAUAAACCUUAACAUUCCAUUUAACUAACAACACCUUGCUGAGAGAUUCGUUUAGAAUCAAACAUCUUCGUGGUCGUUAAAAAAAUAUAUGAAAUUUGUAUUUAAUGUUACAUGGUAAGUAUUUGUAAUAAUUGUCUAUCGGUCAGUGACCUCAAAUUACAAGAUGUACAAUUGUAAUCACGGUGUUAGCAGUUAUUUGUACAAUAUGAACAAGUAAUUAAUGUUUACUAGUCAAUUACUUUACCCGUGCGCCUCAGGUUCUUGUGACAUCAUAUCUGUCCACUAAUCGUUUUGAUUUUUGAACGUAACCUCUAACGGUUUCAAAUAAACUGUAAUAGGAUAACAGUGCACGGGUACGAGUAAUUCCUGCUAGUAUAGUAAAAAACUAUAUGCAUUAUUGACGUUUCAAUUUGUGUGUUGAAUUUGUAUAGAUUACAUAUUGGUGUAACAUUUUCACACAGUAAUACAGUAUAUUCUACAAAGUAUAUACAGGACAAAGUGUAAUAUGGCUUUUGUCAUGUGCUACUGAUGAUUGGGGCUGCGGCCCGCUGGGGCGGCGAUGGGCGUAGUCGGCAUCGUCCCCGCCCGCCGUUCUUUAGACACACUGACGGCCAGAUUCCCCUUGCAUCGGCUAUCUGAAUGGAGUUUUAAUAUGCAGUUACUUUCACUACGACAGAGUGUACAUAUAUAGGCAUGUUGUUUAUUCCUUCCAAAUGUAAGCAAGAGAGGGUACAUUAUGAUUUGUAAUGUGUUUAGGAUGCAGAAAUAGUUUUAGUUUAUUAAUUGUAUCGUUGUGAAGUAGUGUUAAGUUGAGGGUCGGCGCGGGUGUCGCGUGAGGCCACGAGACUGAACUACAACUGCCGCCGCGCUCCCGCGCCUAUUACUUACAUGUCAUUAACGCUAAUAAUAUACUUUUAUCAUUCUUGUUUGGUUCUACUGUUAUUUACGUUAUAAUAUUACUUUCUCAUGUGUGUAAUCACUAUUUUAUGUAUUUGAUGUGUGAACGACUGGAUUUACUUUCAUAUAUUUGCAUUAUUAAUUGAAUUAUAACAUUACCUGAAUAGGGGAUGAUAUGUUUCGAUAUAAUAAUAAAAUUAGAUUAUAAAAAUAUAAAAUAAAACCGUCGAUCACAUUACAUUAUUAGUAUUUUGAUACCAUUCAAUUUUGUAAUUGUUAUCAUCUUAAGUAUUGUCAGAGAAGGCCGUAUUAUUCGUACAUUAAGCCCCUCUGAAAGCUUUUAAUAUUUUAUUUCGAGGAAGUGUGAGCAAUGAGUGUAUUGUGUAUUUCGCUGGACCUUGUUAGCCUUGCUAUCGGAAAAUGGGUGCGGGCGUAGAUGCGCCGUCGCCGUCGCCGCCGCUGCCCUCCCCUCACGUUACUCGUGCAUUCUCGUCUCACGAUCUACUAGCGAUGACGCUAUUGUUCAGAGGCGCGACCACACGAGGCUAAUGAUACUUCCGGUUUACAUUAUACACAUAGGGCCAGAGGUGUGUUUACUGUUACUUCUCGAUAAAUGUAUUAACGUUCAAUGUAUACACAGUUGAUUUUUUCAUCGAUUUCAUACCGGACGAAUAUAAUUAACUGUACCGCUAAAAUUUCAUUGAAUUAUUUUACUGUUAUUUUUAGAACCAUUUAUAAUUGGUAUAAGUUCAGAAACUAAUAACUACCUCAAUAUUACUAAAUGAAUAUGCUAAUUAUCUUUGUGCAUGUUUUUGGGAACUGAAUUUAAUUAAAAGAAUACGAAAAUUCAAUAUAGUGUAAUAACGCUAUUUUAAACAUAGUAAACAGAAAUUUGUCAAAAUUAGAUUUCGUAAAGUAAUAAAAAUGAUUU